AACACACGUUGAGCAUGGAGCAUUCAGAGCAGAACCAAACCUCAGAAAACGGCACAUUAAAAGCUGAAGAUGUUUUAAAGGACUUCCAGGUGUCGUUUUUCGCCAUGAGCCGCCUGCCGUCGUUUCCCUGGACUUUUGUACAAAAAGACCUCCAGAGCAACAAGUCAUCAGAAUUUAUUUCAGAGAUCCUGAAGCAGACUUGUCUUCACCCGCUGUGCCGGAAGUUUCCACCAUCGGUCAGAUUCAGGAGGCUGUUUCUGUUGGAGCUCAUCAAACUGCAGGAGGCAGCAGACUGUGAUCCUCUGGAUGAGCUGUACGAUGCUUUGGGUGAAGUUAUCGGAGCCGAGGAGACCAGCGAGAGCUACAAGAGUUACUUACUGCCUGGUGGUGGCGCUGUCAGCCUGCUUGAGAACGUGGCUCUGAUCUCAGAGGGAACCACCGGCCUGGUGACCUGGGAGGCAGCUCUGUACCUGGCAGAGUGGGCUCUGGACCACCAGCAGCACUUCAUCGGGAGGACGGUUCUGGAGCUGGGCAGUGGUGUCGGUCUGACUGGUAUCACCGUGUGUCACUGCUGCAGCCCGAACAGGUUUGUGUUCAGCGACUGUCACUCCACAGUCCUGCAGAAACUCCGAGACAACGUCCGACUGAACGGACUGAGUGACAGAACGACUCCGGAGGUCGACGUGGUGCAGCUGGACUGGACGACAGCGACGGAGGAACAGCUGAGACAGAUUGGAGCCGACACAGUCAUCGCUGCAGAUGUGGUGUAUGACCCAGACGUGGCAGUUAGUUUGGUGAAGCUUCUGUCUACCAUCUUGAAGUGUUCGUCUCCUGAAAUCCUCAUCUGCUCCACCAUCAGAAACCCAGAAACCUACAGCGGAUUUAAACUGCAGCUCGAAAAAGCGGGGAUCAGCCACCAGGUGAUGACGGACGCGGUCCGACAGGUGUUUCCCUACAACAGACUCUCUGCCAUCGAGCUGAUCAGAUUAUACAGGUGACUUUAGUACAAUAAAGGUUUUAUUUACAAUUGUA
This is a messenger RNA of Stegastes partitus (bicolor damselfish), 1032 nucleotides long. RefSeq names its product eukaryotic elongation factor 2 lysine methyltransferase (gene eef2kmt). NCBI's taxonomy places the organism in Eukaryota, Metazoa, Chordata, Actinopteri, Pomacentridae. The transcript is spliced from 8 exons. Gene Ontology annotation, cellular component: protein-containing complex. Bases 15 to 998 code for a protein of 327 amino acids. The record is from RefSeq and is a predicted model, not a curated record.